This is a messenger RNA of Beta vulgaris subsp. vulgaris (sugar beet), 630 nucleotides long. RefSeq names its product 60S acidic ribosomal protein P2A. Gene Ontology annotation, cellular component: ribosome; cytosolic large ribosomal subunit. The record is from RefSeq and is a predicted model, not a curated record. The coding region runs from base 90 to 425 and encodes 111 amino acids. Lineage: Eukaryota; Viridiplantae; Streptophyta; Magnoliopsida; Caryophyllales; Amaranthaceae. Gene Ontology annotation, molecular function: structural constituent of ribosome. Gene Ontology annotation, biological process: cytoplasmic translational elongation. The transcript has 3 exons.
CUACCUCAUUAGGGUUUACAAUUUUCGCAGAUCGCUUCAAUUUUCUCUCUCCUCCAUUUUUGUUGCAGCGCUUCCAUUAAAGGACCAAAAUGAAGGUUGUCGCUGCUUAUUUGCUUGCUUGUUUGGGUGGCAAUGCCAAUCCCUCUGCUUCCGAUUUGAAGUCCAUCUUCAACGCAGUUGGUAUUGAAGCUGACGACAAGAGAAUCGAGCUAUUCAUGUCCCAAGUGAAGGGAAAGGAUAUUACAGAGCUUAUUGCUGCUGGACGGGAAAAGUUGGCCUCUGUACCUUCUGGUGGUGCUUGUGUUGCCGCUGCUCCUGGUGCCGCUGCUGGUGGAGCUGCUCCAGCUGCCGAGGCUCAGAAAGAGGAGAAAGUUGAGGAGAAAGAAGAAUCAGAUGAUGACAUGGGUUUCAGUCUCUUUGACUGAAGGCUUUCGAAGCUUGCCUCUUUUGUGGAGCUCAACUUAUUUUUGGGUUUAGAGUUUUGCUUUCAAUUUUAUCGGUUUACCCAGAUUGUAGUUAGUUUUGUUAGUGCAAACAGUGAGAGAUUUUGUUAAAACACAUUGAAUUAAAGAAUGUUGGAUUUCUCUAAUUUUUCGGAUCCUUUAAUUUGAGUUAAUUUUUUGUUGUCAA